Linum trigynum is the source of this 240-nucleotide messenger RNA. Lineage: Eukaryota; Viridiplantae; Streptophyta; Magnoliopsida; Malpighiales; Linaceae. The record is from the annotation of a GenBank genome assembly.
AUGAGCUGCUGCUUGGGCGAGAUGAAGAGGAACCACUUGUAUAUGGAGAUCAAGGCGAGGAUAGAGAUGAGUCACCAGAGGAGGUGUGACCGGAGGUGGAGGAGCUCGAGGAAUACGUGCCAGUCGAGGAAGAGGCAGAAGAUGGAUCUUCGUGUGGUGGACCAUCAAUGGGAGUCGGAAUGGACAACUCGAGAAGCUUCAAAAAAUCCAAAUCUGGUGGUGUGGAAGGCUCUGAAAUAG